Messenger RNA from Cajanus cajan (pigeon pea), 2414 nucleotides. RefSeq names its product heat shock protein 83. Gene Ontology annotation, biological process: protein folding. Lineage: Eukaryota; Viridiplantae; Streptophyta; Magnoliopsida; Fabales; Fabaceae. The record is from RefSeq and is a predicted model, not a curated record. Gene Ontology annotation, molecular function: ATP-dependent protein folding chaperone; ATP binding; ATP hydrolysis activity.
UAUCGAAAUCCAACGCUGGGCUCUGCUAUUUAAAUCCCCUUCAUCUGCCCCCUUUGAAUCAAAGAAGGAAAUAGAGAUUGUGAUCUGUAAUCAUCUUACUGUUGUGGUGCAAUGGCGGAAGCCGAAACGUUCGCAUUCCAGGCGGAAAUCAACCAGCUCCUUAGCCUCAUCAUCAACACCUUCUACAGCAACAAAGAAAUCUUCCUUCGCGAACUUAUCAGCAAUGCCUCUGACGCUCUGGAUAAAAUCCGAUUUGAGAGUCUCACCGAUAAGAGCAAGCUGGAUGCUCAGCCAGAGCUCUUCAUUAGAUUGCUCCCUGACAAGGUUAACAAGACGAUCUCCAUCAUCGACAGUGGCGUCGGCAUGACCAAAGCAGAUUUGGUGAACAAUUUGGGAACCAUUGCACGGUCUGGCACCAAGGAAUUCAUGGAGGCCUUGCAGGCUGGUGCUGACGUCAGCAUGAUCGGUCAAUUCGGCGUUGGUUUCUACUCCGCCUACCUCGUCGCCGAGAAAGUAAUCGUCACCACCAAGCACAACGACGAUGAACAAUACAUUUGGGAAUCGCAAGCCGGUGGCUCCUUCACCGUUACUAGGGAUGUCAAUGGCGAACAACUCGGAAGAGGAACUAAGAUUACCUUGUUCCUCAAGGAAGAUCAGUUGGAGUACUUGGAGGAGAGGAGGAUUAAGGAUCUUGUGAAGAAACACUCUGAAUUCAUUAGCUACCCUAUUUACCUCUGGACGGAGACGACGACUGAGAAAGAGAUCAGUGAUGACGAGGAUGAUGAGCCCAAGAAGGAAGAGGAGGGGGACGUUGAGGAGGUUGAUGAAGAAAAAGAGAAAGAGAAGGACGGUAAGAAGAAGAAGAAGAUUAAGGAGGUUUCUCACGAGUGGCAACUCAUUAACAAGCAGAAACCAAUCUGGUUGCGCAAGCCAGAGGAGAUUACCAAGGAGGAAUAUGCGUCAUUCUACAAGAGUCUCACCAAUGACUGGGAGGACCACUUGGCCGUUAAGCAUUUUUCAGUGGAGGGUCAGCUUGAGUUCAAGGCCAUUUUGUUUGUGCCCAGAAGAGCACCUUUUGAUUUGUUCGACACCAGGAAGAAGAUGAACAACAUCAAGCUGUAUGUUCGGAGGGUGUUCAUUAUGGACAACUGUGAAGAGCUCAUUCCGGAGUAUCUUGGAUUUGUCAAGGGUGUGGUUGACUCUGAUGAUCUCCCACUCAACAUCUCUCGCGAGAUGCUGCAGCAGAACAAGAUCCUCAAGGUGAUCAGGAAGAACCUUGUGAAGAAGUGCAUUGAGAUGUUCAACGAGAUCGCGGAGAAUAAAGAGGAUUACAACAAAUUCUAUGAUGCUUUCUCGAAGAACUUGAAGCUGGGGAUCCAUGAGGAUAGCCAGAACAGAGCGAAGUUGGCUGAUUUGCUCAGGUACCACUCUACGAAAAGUGGGGAUGAAAUGACGAGCCUGAAGGACUAUGUUACAAGAAUGAAGGAGGGUCAGAAGGAUAUUUACUACAUCACCGGAGAGAGCAAGAAGGCCGUGGAGAAUUCUCCGUUUUUGGAGAGACUCAAGAAGAAGGGCUAUGAGGUGCUCUUCAUGGUGGAUGCUAUUGACGAGUAUGCUGUUGGGCAGCUGAAGGAGUAUGACGGGAAGAAGCUGGUGUCUGCUACCAAGGAAGGGUUGACGUUGGAUGACGAGAGCGAGGAGGAGAAAAAGAAGAAAGAGGAGAAGAAGAAGUCUUUUGAGGAGCUCUGCAAGACAAUUAAGGAGAUAUUGGGAGACAAAGUUGAGAAGGUGGUUGUCUCUGAUAGAAUUGUUGAUUCCCCAUGCUGUUUGGUGACUGGGGAGUAUGGUUGGACUGCGAAUAUGGAGAGGAUCAUGAAGGCUCAGGCGUUGAGGGAUAGCAGCAUGAGUAGCUACAUGUCUAGCAAGAAGACCAUGGAGAUCAACCCGGACAAUGGAAUCAUGGAGGAGCUGAGAAAGAGGGCUGAAGCUGAUAAGAAUGAUAAGUCAGUGAAAGACCUCGUGUUGCUACUCUUUGAGACAGCACUCUUGACUUCUGGUUUCAGCCUUGAUGAUCCCAACACGUUUGCUGCUAGAAUUCACAGGAUGCUGAAGCUCGGUCUCAGCAUCGAUGAAGAGGAGACUGGUGGGGAUGAAGAUAUGCCUCCACUGGAGGAGGAUGGUGCCGAGGAGAGCAAGAUGGAGGAAGUUGACUAAGGCCAUGGGAUGUGUUUGAUAUUGAUAGUAUGUUUGUGGGGUGUUAGUCUUACAAUUGGUGGUGGGUGCGUCUGAGAGUCUGUCUAUAGAGUGUGUUUUCUUGUCUUUGGUAGUAGUUCUGUGGUGUCAAUAUGUGUUCUGUUGUGUGCGUAUGACUGGUAUAAAUAUCAAUGAAGAGGAUCAUGUGAAUUUCUCCUAAA